GGUUCAAAAGAACGACUCGUUUGCGAAUCGGACGUGACUGCUCGUAACAUCGAUGGCGCGCGAUGUCUGUUUGAGAAAUAUCAGACCGAGUUCGUCGAGCCCAAAACGUAGACCUGCAGACAGAGACUUUGAAUCCAAACCCGUUCAUUAGAUCUCACACACAACCGAAUGCAAACAACGUCUGUCCUGGAGUCGUAAUGAAAUGAAGAGGACACGGGUUUUAUACGCCACAGAAGAGUGUGCUAUCUACAAGACUAAACCCCGUCGACACAUCAGAUAUUCUCCAAGAAAUCUCGAGGCUGGGUUGUUUCAUUGACGUUCAUACAGAGACAUGAGGAAGUGCAGCCCAUGGAUGUUUCUGCCUGUAAUGUUUUCUUUCUUUACAGCUGCUGGUCUCUGGGUUGUGUAUUUCAUUGCUGUGGAGGAUGAGAAAAUCACCCCACUCAGUUCAGAGUACAAGAGGUCAGAAUCAAAAUCUCCUCCAUAUAUCAGUAUUGCAGGCAAUGCUCCACCUGCCAGCUGCGUGUUCAGUCAAGUCAUGAACAUGGCAGCCUUUGUAGGCUUUAUUCUGGGAGUGCUGCGAUAUCUGCAGCUGAAGCCGAGGGUGAAUAAACCCUGGCUCAACAUCGGCAGUCUGGUGGCUUUGUCUCUGUCCUGCUUUGGUAUGACUUUAGUUGGGAAUUUCCAGCUGUCCAAUGACGAGGAGCUGCAUAAUAUUGGCACGUCCAUGACCUUUGGCCUAGGAACACUAUUCUGCUGGGUCCAGUCUUUCAUGACCCUAAAGGUCAACCUGAGGAAUGAAGGCAGGCGAGCUGGAAUCCCUCGCUUCCUGUUAUCCGGGGCGGUGACUUCCUGCAUGUUGCUUUAUUUUGCUCUGAUGGCUCAGCGGCUGCACAUGCAUGCGGCCCGCGCUCAGUGGGCUCUGGUCAUGUUCUUCCUGACGUACCUGGGCACAUUUGCCAUUGAGUUUCGCCACUACCAUUUCGAGAUCGUCUGCAGCGACGACCACGACCCUCCACUCAGCCUCUCCGAAAGCUUCUCCGAGGUCUCCGAGUACCAGUCUGAUCAGCUCUAGUCUCACUCUUCAGCAUCUGUGGACUCUCAUACUCCUUCCAGUGCUCCUCACGUCUCAGUCCUGCAUGUCAGCUGAAUGUAAUCUCUAUAGAAAGACCUUCGGAUGAGUAUGUCUUCUGAAUGUUAGAUAGGCUUUCGCAAAAGCAACAAAAUCUUGAAAUGCACAAUGAUUUACUGUGAUGUGCUCCAUGUUUAUGUGUCAGAUGAGUGACGUAACAAGGACACUUUCAGGAUCUGAAUACAGGAACAGUUUUUGGCAAGAUAAUCCUUCAGAAACAUUAGGACUGUGCUUUCUUGAUGCAGAGGACACUACAAACCUCACCAUUUGAAUUAAAGGGAUAGUUCACCCAAAAAUUAAAAUUAGCAUUUAAAUGAUCAUUUACUCACCCUCAAAGCCAUCUUAGGUGUAUAUGACUUUCUUCUUUCAGACUACAAUCAGAGUUAUAUAUAUAAAAAAAAUGUCCUGGCUCUUCUUUAUAAUGGCAGUGAAUGUUUUUUUUUUUGUCAAUAGUCUAAAAGAAGUGCAAUAAAGUGCAUCCAUCUAUAAUAAAAAGCGCCUCACACGGCUAUGGAGGGGGGGGGGGGGGGGCGUGAAUAAAGGCCUCCUGAAAAAAAAAAGUGUUUUUGUAAGAUAAAUAUCCAUAUUUACCAUUUUAUAAACCGUAAUCUUUAGCUUCCACUAACUGUCACACGGGCGCUAUAUAGGAAAUAUGUGUGGCAUCAUCCAUCCUAGGGUCCGGUGAAAAUAUACUAGUGUCGAGAGAACUGCAGAUAUGUUUACAGGAGCAAAGAAAGCAAAGUUUCUUUAUCAACGGAAAACCAGUCUCCUCUCGGCUUAUAUUGAAAUCCUCCAAAACUUUUCUUUACAAGUCUUUCUUUUUGGUUUUUUAUCUCCGUUGCACCUCAGUGUCCAUCACUUCUCAUUGUACGACAGUUAGCGGAAAACAGAGUUUAUAAAGUUUUAAAUAUAGAUAUUUGUCUUACAAAUAAGCAUGAACUCACUACAGGAGGCCUUUAUUCAACCACCAGAGCCAUGUGAGGCACUUUUUAUGAUGGAUGAUGCAAUUUAUUGGACUUAUUUUGGACUAUUUAAUCUCAACACCCAUUCACUUCCAUUAUAAAGCUUGUAAGAUGCAAGAGAUUUUUUUAAUAUAACUCUUGAGUGUAUUCGUCUGAAGGAAGAAAGUCAUAUACACUUAAGAUGGCUUUGAGAGUGAGAAACUUAUGGGAUAAUUUAAUUUUUUGGGUGAACUAUCCCUUUAAAUUAAAACUCUCUUACUAUUUAGAAACAGUUUUGGUCACUUCAAAUCCAUAUGCUGUCAUUUUUCUGUGGAAGAUCUAAGAGUUUCUGAAGAAUCUUCACACGGCAUACAGGUUUGAAAAAACUGCCUUUAAAAGGACAGUUCACCUAAAAAUUUAAAAUUAUAUCAUCAUUUACUCACCCUCAGGUUUUUCCAAACCUGUUGUUUCUUCCUUUUUUUUAAACAUAAAAAAGAUAUUAUGAAGAUUUUUGAAGAAGAUAUUUUGAAGAAUGUUGGGAACCAGUUGCUGGUAGCCAUUAAUUUCCAUUGUAUGGAGAAAAAUAAAAUCCUAUGGAAGUCAAUGGCUAUUGUCAAUGGUUUAUUUACCAAUAUUCUUCAGAGUAUCUUCUUUUGUGUUCAACAGAAGUAUGAAACUCAUACAGGUUUGGAACAACGUGAGAUUAAGUAAUGAUGACAGUUUUCUUUUUCUUUUUUUUUUUUUUUGGGUGAACUGUCACUUUAAAUGCCAAAACAAAUUCCAGCUAAAAAAUGAAUCUUAGAUGUUUUCUGUUCAUAUAACUGCGUUUCAUUCUGAGCCUGUCCUGCAAAACCUUAAAAGAAGCUUAUGCAGCAUUACUUGAUAUUAUAUAUUGUAAAACAUCUCCAACAUUGGUCAUAAUUCUGUAUUUUGUUACUAAAACAGACAUCUGUUUUCGGGUGCUGGUGUGUCUCAGUGUUAAAAAAUGUGAUUUGUUUGAUGUGUCUGUUUGGAAUAAAAUUUUACAACAACA
Carassius gibelio (silver crucian carp) is the source of this 3106-nucleotide messenger RNA. Its product is annotated as transmembrane protein 150C-like. The record is from RefSeq and is a predicted model, not a curated record. The coding region runs from base 332 to 1075 and encodes 247 amino acids. Lineage: Eukaryota; Metazoa; Chordata; Actinopteri; Cypriniformes; Cyprinidae. The transcript has 9 exons.